UAUUUCCCAAGUUGACAGUGUUGGGGUUUCGCUUUGCGAUUCGGGUUGGGUUCUGGUUUGUGACUGGACAAUUCAAGGCGAGCAGAGCUGAAGAUCAUUAUGAUGACUUCGCCAGACUUGGUAUGAAGAGGACUGGCCAAAAAUUAUAAAGACUCGUCUCCGGCCCUCCUCGGCUCUCUAUCAACCGACACCUUCAUCGCAUCCUUCAAGCUGUUCAAACUCCUCAAUUAUAUCGAUCAAAAUGAAGUUCUUCGCUACACUCGCUGCUGCCGGUCUGGCCUUUGCUUCCUCGGCUGUUGCCCUCGAGCUCCCCUUGGCUGAGGUCCUCUUCGUCCAGGAAAAGAACGUCACCCAGCCCCAGCUCAUCACCGCCUACAACGGCACCUGCGGUUCCCUUUCGCCUGCUUUCGCUGGCGUGACCACUGUUCUCAACAUCAAUGCCGAGGGUGGCCACGAUCCCCGCUGCAAAGUCUUCAGCGAGAGAGAAUGCCAGGGCGCUUCUACCACCUUCAAGCCUGGCCAGCACAACUUCCAAAGUCGCUUUGUCAGCGGUAGCGUUAACUGUGUUGACCCCCAGCCUUAAAUGAACGUCGUAUAUGAGAUAGUUGAUUAUAAUGCGGUAAUGGAUAUGGAUAUAGAUGGCAGUGUAUUGUAGUUGAAAUGGACAGUGCUAUAGUCUUGCAACGCUUUGAACGUGCUCAAGGUAUUCUCCAGUGUAGCCAACUAGCCAACAUGAUGUUAGGCAGUUUGUGG
Aspergillus wentii DTO 134E9 is the source of this 753-nucleotide messenger RNA. RefSeq lists its product as uncharacterized. NCBI's taxonomy places the organism in Eukaryota, Fungi, Ascomycota, Eurotiomycetes, Eurotiales, Aspergillaceae. The transcript has 4 exons. The record is from RefSeq and is a predicted model, not a curated record. The coding region runs from base 242 to 583 and encodes 113 amino acids.